This is a messenger RNA of Oncorhynchus masou masou (cherry salmon), 4325 nucleotides long. Its product is annotated as ankyrin repeat domain-containing protein SOWAHA-like. NCBI's taxonomy places the organism in Eukaryota, Metazoa, Chordata, Actinopteri, Salmoniformes, Salmonidae. The record is from RefSeq and is a predicted model, not a curated record. The transcript has a single exon. Gene Ontology annotation, molecular function: protein binding. Bases 781 to 2223 code for a protein of 480 amino acids.
AUAUGGCUACUUCCUGGAAACUCCCAUUUGCCUUCGGAGCUACACAAUCCAGAAGGACUGGACUGCGCGCUGAAAAUAUGGAGCGUUCUGACGGUUGUAAUUAAAUCAUCUUUGACCAUUUGCAAUACUGUAUCAUUGACGUUUACGCUCUGAUGAUAUGAAAAGCCAUCGAUGAACUAUAUUGCCUCGCAAGUCGCUUAUGGGAUUUGUAGUUUGCAGAGCCUUAGCUGCCUUUUUAAAGUCAACGUUUUGUUUUGGCUACUUUAAAAACGAUUAACCUAUAUUGAGUUACAAAAUGUUACUUUUAGUGAAUAUCGAGACAUGAACCCUAAAAUAUAUUGCCGAUAACUCGCAUUCUACACCACUUCAGAAAAAGUGAUGUAAGUCAGGUCUGAGGUCUUGAAACAGUGUAACCUGGCAUUUGUACUGUUUUUGAAACAUUGUAUCACCUUUUCCUAAAAUAUUGUAACGCAUAAUUGUAUCAAUGUUUAUCAUUCUAUGCAUAUGAUAUGUGAAAUAAAUAUGAUAAUGGUAACUUUUUGUUAGCUACAGUAACAGUUAAUGUUAGACGAUUACAGGCUACUGCUCCAGACACCUCUGAGCACCGCCCGAAGACAGAAGUCUGCACACAUUAUUCAAAUUAAUUCCACGUGUCACCGGAAACUGCAGGUAGGGCGAAGGUAUAGUUUCUGACAGGUAUCGCGGAUUAAAUGUAUGAUAAGACUUUUCACUUUCGGUUGUUCCUUCUGAAUUGACAUUUUUGGUUGUAGGGUGCUCAAAAUGGAUUUCACUCAAGAAGCUAUUAUCUCGCUGUUGAUAGAAGAAGGAGGGAAGUUGAAGAAUUCCGAGUUGCUGACUAAAUUCAAAGAUUCCUUGAACUGCACUGAUCCCGCAGAGAAGAAACAGAACAGGGAUCUAUUCAAAAGGUUUGUGAACACUGUUGCUGUCGUGAAAGAAAUUGAAGAUGUCAGGUAUAUUGUACUAAAGAAAAAAUAUCAGCAUUUGUUACAAGAAACAGAGGAUGUUCAAAAGUCUGAAAGUGAAGAGGUCCCCGAGCCAGGUGAAGCCUCACCUGUAUGGAACAGAGAGAACUAUGCACAUUCUCAAAAUGGAGGAAGUGAGAUAAGUUCUGAAAAUGUCCAAGAACCUGUUAUUACAAGUGUCGGUAAAUGUGUCUCAAAUGACAGUGACAUACAUUCAUUUAUAGAGCUGGCAUUUAAAGAAAAAGUUGAUUUCAAACCAAAAAGGUCACUGAAUUUCAACAUCGACCAUACUUCUGAUCCGCAGAGAGAAUAUAUCUCCUCUGGGGGGGCUGUGUAUCCUGGGAAGACAAAGAACCCUAGUGUGCAGAAGCCAUUUGCACUGCCUUUACGAAUGCCUCCAAACUUGGCCAGAAUAGAGAUCCAUAAACUCAAAUCUGAGGAUGACGAUGGCCCUCCAAGGAGAGCUGGAUCCACUGACCAAGAUGCACACAGCUCCUCUAGAACCAAGAGAAGACCAUCCACUAUGAGUGUGGGUUUAAGCUCUCCGCUACCAAGGAGGGCUGUCAAGAUCACCAAACCUUCUGAGGAGCCCAAGUACACAUCCACAGUCCCCCUGGAAGAGGCAGAGCAUGAGUGGCUGGUGAGGUCUGCUGCUGGACACUGGAGACGGGUGUACGGCCUGCUCCUCAGAGACACACAGCUGGCAGAGAAGAAGGACUUCAUGUCCGGCUUCACAGCCCUUCACUGGGCAGCCAAGUGUGGUAACAGUGAGAUGGUGGGUAGUAUCAUCAACAUAUCCAGGCAAGGUGGAAUGGACCUCGACGUCAAUGCCAGAACAUAUGGAGGGUACACGCCACUGCACAUUGCUGCUUUGCAUGACCAGGAGUUUGUGUUGGCCAUGCUGGUGCAUGAAUACGGAGCGGAUGUGAAUAUAAGGGACAAUUGUGGAAAGAAGCCAUAUCACUACCUGCGCAAAGGGAUUUCUUCUGAGGUGAGGGAGCUGCUUGGUGAACCUAAGGUCCAGCCCCAGGAAGUUCUCCAAGCGGAAAGGGAGGAGCUAGAUAUCUUCCCAGACCUCUCCAAAGGCUUGCAUACGAUAAGUCGCCUCUUCAAUCCCCAUGUGGAAAAAAAGAAAAAGCACAAGCAAAGACCCUCUGUCUAUUUGCUGGGUGUCAACCCGAGGGAUGAGAGAGAUGAGAGUUCAUCCAAUCACAGAGAGACCUCAGAUGCAUUUAAGUAACAUGAGUCUGAUGUGAAAUACAAUAAUACAGUUUGAUAUUUUGCACAAAAUCUAUUUAGCUUUUCAUGGAUUUUACUCUUAUAUAGAUACAAACAUAUGAGGUUAUGAGAGGAACAUUCAGUUGUGUUGAACUUUGUGUUUUUUAUAAAUCAACAAGUGCAACCAUCAUCAUUUCAUUACUCCCUUUUUAAUCAAACAACCACUUAUUACUAGUAGGAAGGUAUAGUAUCAAAAGUGCUACUCUCUCUGUGUCGUGUAAUUUAUAAUGUAUCUAAUCGUGUUAAUAUUGAAUAAGUAAUGCAUGACUUCAUAUACGAGGAAAUGCAUUUUUUGCUCGAUGGGAUUUAACAUCAAUUUCAGCAGAUCAAAAAAACUCCAUGAACACAUUAUUGUAUGUGUCCUUGUACUAAACCUGUACAUGAGAGAUGAAUAUGAUUCAUGUCUGGGUAUUAACAUUGCCUUCACUCUCAGGGGUCAUCAUUUGUGUCAUCUUUUUAGAUCGAUUUUCUGUCUAAGAAACACAUUUGUUUGAAGAGGUUGCCGCAGUACUGAAUAAUUGUGAAAGUGAACAAUACUAUGUCGCCUUACUGUUUAAGAUUCCUGUAGUAUCAAUGUGUUAUGAUGAGUGAAUAUUGAUACAUUGUUUAAAGGAUUGAUUUGGUGAAAUGCAAAGAUAUACUCUGAAAUAUUUAUCUGUGAUUUUCAAGUCAGAUGCAUCUUGUCUUUCUUCCAUGUCUUAUACAAUACUUACUUUAGUAAUAAUCUAAUUUGUUAGUUUUAGUAAAGAAAACAUUGUUUGAUGUACAGUGCCUUCAGAAAGUAUUCACACCCUUUGACUUUUUCCACAUUUUGUUAUUUUACAGCCUGAAUUUAAAAUGUAUUAAAUUGAGAUUUUGUGCCACUGGCCGACACACAAUACCCCAUGUGGAACUAUGUUUUUAGAAAUGUUUACAAAUGAAUACAAAUGAAAAGCUGAAAUGUCUUGAGUCUAUAAGUAAGUAUUCAACCCUUUUGAUUAUGAUAAGCCAAAAUAAAUUCAGUACUAAAAAAGUGCUUAACAUGUCACUUAAGUUGCACAAACUCACUCUGUGUGCAAUAAUAGUGUAUAACAUGGUUUUUGAAUGACUACCUCAUCCCUAUACCCAACACAUAUCUGUAAGGUCCUACAGUCGAGCAGUGAAUUUCAAACACAGAUUCAACCAAAAACACCAGGGAAGUUAUCCAAUUCCUGGCAAAGAAGGGCACCUAUUGGUAUAGAUAAAAAGCAGACAUUGAAUAUAUUUUAUUUUUGAAUUAACCUUUACUUAACAAGGAAAGUCAGUUAAGAACAAAUUCUUAUUUACAAUGACAGCCUACCCCGGCCAAACCCUAACCCCGACAACACUGGGCCAAUUGUGCGACACCCUAUGGGACUCCAAAUCACGGCAAGUUGUGAUACAGCCUGGAAGCAAACCAGGGUCUGUAGUGACAGCUCUUGCACUGAGAUGCAGUGCCUUAGACCACUGCACCACUCGGGAGCCUCUUGAGCAUGGUGAAGUUAUUCAUUACUCCUUGGCUGGUGGUUCAAUACACCCAGUCACCACAAAGAUACAGGCGUCCUUCCUAACUCAGUUGCCAGAAAAGAAGGAAACCGCUCAGGGAUUUGACCAUGAGGCAACUGGUGCCUUAAAAAUAGUUACAGAGUUUAAUGGCUGUGAUAGGAGAAAACUGAGGUCGGAUCAACAACAUUGUAAUUAUUCCUGGGGCGGCAGGUAGCCAAGUGUUUAGACCAUGGGGGCCAGUAACCGAAAGUGGAUCAAAUCCCUGAAAUCUGUCAUUGUGUCCCUGAGCAAGGCAGUGAACCCACUGUUCCCCGGGCGCCAUGGAUGUCGAUUAUGGCAACCCCCGCACUUCUCUGAUUCAGAGGGGUUGGGUUAAAUGCGUAAAGCAUUCAGUUGUACAAUUGACUAGGUAUCCCCUGAACAAUACUUACCUAAAUGACAGAGUGAAUAAAGGAAGGCUGUACAGAACACAAUGUGUUAUGUGGGGCAAAUCACUGAGCACCACAGUGAGGGGAAAAAGGCAUUUGAUCCCCUGCUGAUUUUGUACAUUUGCCCAUUGAC